UCUUGAGUUGAACGUUUUAUCUGUAAUUCGCUUGGCGAUUGCACAAAGCUGAAACUGUGUUUAAUUAACAUUUAAAAAUAUUUCAUAAAAGUGUCUCGAAAGCUGUUAUCUAUUGUGUCAAAAGUGUUUGAGUGAAUAAUGGGUAAUCAUAAUACACAUGAAAAAAGUGGGUUGGAAGGUGGUAGUGGUACUAGCACCCCUAGUGGUUCUACUAGGGGAACUCGAUCAGGGUCCAGUGGUGAAUUGCAAGGCCAGCAGGAAAAGACUGAGAGCCAAUCGACGUCUUUAGUGCCCGUGGAAAAACUCGGCAAGCUCCUUGCGCAUCGCUCACAGAAAGAAGAUGGCAUCAAUGGCGUCACGGAGAAAUCAUUUACGAAAUACCUAUUUCCAAAGUACCCGGAUCUCGCUCGCCAGUUCUACAAUUACAUCCACAAGAGUGGAAAAUGCAAGAACAAACACAUCCCACUGUCCACGUUCAGACAGCAGUGCGAGAAGAUACUGGCCAUGCUAGACGACAACGCUAUCAUCGAAACUUAUGUUAGAAUGUUCAGUGUAGACGCGGACGAAGGGACCGUGUCGCCGGAUGACCUGAGAAGUCUCCUCUACAUCAGCUACAAACUCUCGAUGGAUCACUACCCGGAGGGGCCACAAACUUGCUUCAUGGUCAACAAAACCUUGACGGCGGUGGUCAUGGGCUGCUUCAACAACAAGGACUCGCACAGCGUCGGGUUCGUGGUGCGCUGGCUCGAGGAGCACUGUCACCGGCUCAUAUUUCCCGUUCACAGGUACUGCGUGCACAUGCUGGCCACGCGGCACCGCGACGUGGAGUCGCUGGCGGCGCGCGCGGACGGCGACGCGCUGGAGCUGGGCACGCCCGUGCUGGAGCGCAGCGCGUGGGGCUCGGCCGCGCUGCCCGUGUCGGCGGCGUGGCUGCUGGCCGCCACGGCGCCGCCGCUCUACAGCCGCCCGCUGCGCGCGCCGCCGCCGCCCGCCGGCUCGGCCGCCGCCUGGCUGGCGCGCCUCGUGUGCGCGCUGCCCUCGCACUGGGCGCCGCUCUACGCGUCGCGCGAGCACGGCCUGGGCGCCAACCGCUUCCUGCACCACACGCUGGCCUACCGCGGGCCCACGCUCGUCGUGCUGGAGGGCGGCGCCGGCGACGGCGCGCUCUCGCUGGUCGUGUGCGCCGCGCAGGAGUGGCGCGACACGCACCAGUACUGGGGCGGGCCCGACUGCGCGCUCGUGCAGCUGUACCCCACGUACGCGCUGGUGGAGCGGGCGCCCAAGAUGCUGUACCUCAACUCGUGCAUCCGCGGGUACCCGAAGGGGCUGCGCGCGGGGUCGGACCCGCGCAAGCCGCUGCUCGUCGUCAACGAGGGCUUCGACUCGUUCACGUUCAAGGGCGCGCCCUACUCGCUCGCCGCUAUCGAGGUCUGGGGCUGCGGUGAACAGUCUCUGAGAGACGCCCAAAUAGAAGUUAAAAAGUGGCAAGUACGAGAGGCGGAGAGGCAGCGUCAGGUAAAGAUAUCUGCCGCGGACUGGAUCGAACACCCAGACCGCUAUCUAUUAGAGCUAGCUGGCCGACCGCAGUACAACAACUCUGCCAGCUAGGACCUUGUACGGAGCUAUGUAUAGUAAUAGUUAGCAAGACUUUUAAUUCCCUUGGAACUUUCUAUUUGAUUGUAAAGAUUGUCAAUAUAAAAUUCCAUGGAACCAUUUGAAUUUGAGUGAUCUUUGGUGAAGUAUUUUGGUUUUCAAGUAAUUUAACGUGAACUAGAUUGAGCCGAGUUAACACGGACUUAAAGAUAAUUAUCAAAUACUUAGAAAAUAACUUACUUCAAACAUUAAAGGCUUUUGUGAACCGCUUGGAACUAUAGUAUUAAUUAAAUAAAUAAUUUGAAAUAUUGAUCUUCGAAGUAUGUAUAAAAUAUUCAACAUCUAUGUUUCAUCAUAUAUAUGUUUUCUCUAUUUAAUACAUACACUAAAAGAUAUAUGUAAACAUGAUGGAGUUCAUUUAGGACAUAAUUAAACUUACUUUAUAUAUUAUGUACUGACAGGUUAUUGAAAAAGGCUAGCUAUGAUAUAGCUUGGUGAAUUCAAUAACAUAUGUGAAGGAUAAUCCGACAUCUUCCCCAAAGUAUAACGAAAAGACACCAGAAUUAUCGCCUAGGUAAAUUAAAAACAUGAAUAACAUAAUAAGCUAUAUCAGUUCAACUGAUUUCAAGUUCAAACGCAAGGUUUGUCUCGCACAUACUAACGGGUGAAGUUCAAAAAAACAUUGUAUUAACAAUUAAAUAUGUUGUCUUGGUACUUAAUUUGAAUCGAAUAUUAAUUAUAUUCGUUUAUUAUACAGUAUUUGUUUUGCUAGCUGUACAUUAUCUUAUAAAUUAAAUUCUUUUGAUGUUGCAAACUAUUAUAAUGAAUAUAAUCACAAUUUUUUUACUAUUUCAUUGUAUAAACAGAUCUGUCGGCAAUGGAUUUAUUGACUACUCUUAAAUAUUUUGAGAUUCAAAUGUGAUUUAUUUAUUUUACUCUAGUCCACAAAAUAAGUCUUAAUUCAAUAAAAAAUAAUUACUUUGCUAUGUUUGACUACUAAAUGAAGUUUAAGCUCAAGUGAAGAGAACAUGAACUGAGAAUUAUUUAUAAGUUAAGUCAUGUAAUCAAAGACAAAUAUGAUGGGACUGAGCCUUUGAAUACAUUUUAUUAGAACUUGCACAAAGUUUAUAAAAUUAUAGUGUCAAAAUUUAUACCUUACUUUGUAAAUUAGAAUUGUAAUAUUAUUAAAAUUUUAAUCUGUGAUUUGUAAGUCAAUGGUGUUAUAAUAUCAAAAACAGUCAUCAACAUCGAGAAGGUUUUCAAUAGUUUACGUAUGUUUAGGUUGGCUUUAUUAAAAAAGUGUGUUUCGCGCCAAAAAAUACUAAAGUCAUUUUACUUAUUGUUAAUAAGAAAAAAAAAGAGUUUUGAUCCAACAAUGUUUUAGCCAUAAUAAGAAGUCAUUAAAAUUUAAAUAUUUUUAUAUAUUAUAAUAUUUGUAAUUGAUGCCUUGUAUUAUAUUGUUAAAAGACAAUUAAGAUAUCCAAAUAAAGGAAAGCCCAACUACAGACCCAGGAUAUAAAUACAUAGUCAGUGCAAACUUUCAAAGGUGGUUCUAAUUGUAUUUGAGGCAAAAAUAUCAUACAAAUAAAUAUCACUGUGCAAUAACUAACAAUAUCACUGUGCGACACAACAUUCAGAAUAGGUGAUUACUAAAAUUGAUAUUCAAAUAAUAUAGCACAUCGUAAUUAAAAGAGAAAUAUUUAUUAUUAUUUUUGUUGUCUUGUCAUUGACAACAGCAGAAUUGUAAUUAGUCCUUAAAUAUCUGGGGAGGUCGUUGCCCUAGCCAUUGUAUUUUCUUUUUAAGGAUAUUAUUUUAAUGGCGAAAUCCAAAAAGAAUGUUUGACUGAUUUAUGAGUAAGGGAUUUGAAAAAUAUUUUUUUAAUUUUUAUUGAAUCAUAACUGACUUUAAAUUAAUUCAUACGACGUCACAUGUAUAUUUUAAAUGUAAUAACGCAAACAUUCACAAUUUAAAAUUUAUUCAUUUAAUGUAGAUAUUUUUAAUGAUAUAUGUUUACGUUUGAGGACCAAUUCUGUUUUGAAAACUUUAUUUUUAAUCUUGUUGCUUCUGCAUUUUUGCUUAACAAUAACUAAACUGUUGCUUUAUAUAUACAUUUGUAUACGAAUACUAAAUAAUAAUUCAAUUAAAUAUAUAAACUGCACUAGUUAAAUGUAUAAUAAUGCUUAAGGGAUCGCAAAUUGAAAGGUUUUUCAGAGUUCGUAAGGUGUCUUGGUUAAUUUAAAAAAAGAAUGGUUUUGCUUACGAAUAGUAAAAUAGCAAGUAGAACCAAAAGGCGCGGAUAGUACACUCCUAUCCGUUAUUAAUAUAGACUUAAAAAUCUAUGGAGAUGUAUAGAAGUGUAAACCUAAAUAAAACAAUUCAACUAUCCAUAAGCAAAACUGAUCAUUUUUGAAUAAUAAUGUAUAAACAAAUAAAUUAAUGCUUUAAUCUUUCUUUAAUGAUAGUAUUAUAUUUCUCAUUAUCAACAGAAUAGCUUUUUUAUUGAUUUUAUUAAGAUAUAUAUAUCUGCAUUGUUUCAUUCUUUUCACUUGCGCAUUGUGGUCUAUUUGCCCAAAUAAUAGUGAUAUUUUGCCUUAUAUAUCGAUAUGCUAUACACGUGUAUGAUGUAAAAAUAGUUUGUUAAACAUAUUAAAGUAUUUUAAUUAAAA
Molecule: messenger RNA, 4260 nt
Organism: Nymphalis io (European peacock)
Lineage: Eukaryota; Metazoa; Arthropoda; Insecta; Lepidoptera; Nymphalidae
Exons: 9
Coding region: 139-1608 (489 amino acids)
Source: RefSeq, a predicted model, not a curated record